Molecule: messenger RNA, 489 nt
Organism: Thelazia callipaeda (thelaziosis nematode)
Lineage: Eukaryota; Metazoa; Nematoda; Chromadorea; Rhabditida; Thelaziidae
Source: the annotation of a GenBank genome assembly
AUGAGGUAUCAUAAUAGUGUGUCAUUCAAAAGCUACCCAAAGUUUUUAUUAAUUUUUGAGCUUGUUAUGGUAGUUUUUAUUAAUUUUUCAGAAUUCAAAGAAGCUUUUUCGCUGUUUGACAAAGAUGGCGAUGGCACGAUUACAACGAAAGAAUUGGGUACUGUAAUGCGGUCGUUAGGACAAAAUCCUACUGAAGCUGAAUUACAAGAUAUGAUCAAUGAAGUUGAUGCUGAUGGUAACGGAACGAUUGAUUUUCCGGAGUUUCUUACCAUGAUGGCACGAAAAAUGAAGGAUACAGAUAGUGAAGAAGAAAUCCGUGAAGCAUUUCGCGUAUUUGACAAAGAUGGGAAUGGUUUCAUAUCUGCUGCUGAAUUACGUCAUGUUAUGACCAAUCUUGGUGAAAAACUCACGGAUGAGGAAGUCGAUGAGAUGAUUAGGGAGGCUGACAUUGAUGGAGAUGGCCAGGUCAAUUACGAAGGUUUGUGCUGA